UGAACAAAGACAAAGUGGUCAGCUGUUACCUGUCUGUACUAGCUCACCGACCACCUGAUUCUCCCCUCGUUAAAACUCCGAAAUGUGGACGCAGGCUAUUGUUCUUGUCCUUCUGGGACUCACUUUACAAACAGCUCACUGUCAAAUGGCUAAUGCGAUGGAGCAGAUGAUGAGCAAUCCCUUAUUCGUUAUGAGUAUGAUGCAGAACCAAAACCAAAACCAGGGUUCAAGCAGUUCUUCAUCCGGAAGUGGAAAUGCAUCCGGAGGCGGAAACAACCUAAGCAACAUGCUCAUGCAAGCAGCAAUGUUCGACAUGAUGGAGUCUGGAGGUAUGGCAGGUAUGGCCGGUAUGGCUGGUAUGGCAGGCAUGGGAGGAAUGGGUGGUAUGAUGGGCAUGCCCGGUAUGAUGGGUGGCCUUAACCCCAUGCUUCUUGCUGCUGCCAGCGGAGAGAUGAACCCAAUGAUGACAAUGAUGAUGCCAGGAAUGGGCGGAAUGGGAGGUCUUGCCGGUAUGAUGGGAGGUAUGGGAAGGAUGAUGGGACCUGGAGGAAGAGCCAUGGGCAGGCCAGCAGCCGGAGGAAACAGAGUAGGAGGUGCUGCAGCAAGAACACCAACAUCCGGUUAAAUCAUUUAGGUGUCUAAAUUAUUAAAUUAUUUUGUUGUAAAUAUUGUAAACCAACUCUGUUUAUUGUUGUGAGAAUAAAUAACAGAAAAUAACAA
This is a messenger RNA of Pecten maximus, 720 nucleotides long. Its product is annotated as signal recognition particle 54 kDa protein homolog. The coding region runs from base 83 to 625 and encodes 180 amino acids. The record is from RefSeq and is a predicted model, not a curated record. Lineage: Eukaryota; Metazoa; Mollusca; Bivalvia; Pectinida; Pectinidae. The transcript is spliced from 2 exons.